This is a messenger RNA of Hypanus sabinus (Atlantic stingray), 707 nucleotides long. Its product is annotated as hemoglobin subunit alpha. Gene Ontology annotation, molecular function: peroxidase activity; oxygen carrier activity; heme binding. Lineage: Eukaryota; Metazoa; Chordata; Chondrichthyes; Myliobatiformes; Dasyatidae. Gene Ontology annotation, cellular component: blood microparticle; haptoglobin-hemoglobin complex; hemoglobin complex. The record is from RefSeq and is a predicted model, not a curated record. The coding region runs from base 63 to 491 and encodes 142 amino acids. The transcript is spliced from 3 exons. Gene Ontology annotation, biological process: oxygen transport; hydrogen peroxide catabolic process.
ACGUCAAGCCAGAGGUAUCUCCUGGUUAUUGAGAGAUCUGAAGAAGUGAAAGCUCAGCAACAAUGGUGCUCUCUGGUCCCAACAAAAAGGCUAUAGAGGAAUUGGGCAACCUGAUAAAGGCAAAUGCUGAAGCUUGGGGUGCGGAUGCUUUAGCCAGGCUGUUUGAGCUCCAUCCUCAAGCUAAGACGUACUUCACAAAAUUCAAGAGCUUCGAUGCCUCUGACGAACAAGUCAGAAAGCAUGGUCAGCGGGUAAUGAAUGCUCUGGCGGAAGCAACCCAUAACUUGGAUAACCUGCAUGCACACCUGGAAGAUCUUGCCAGGAAACAUGGUGAAAAACUUCUUGUGGAUCCUCAGAACUUUCAUCUGUUUGCUGAUUGUAUCGUAGUCACCCUUGCCAUUAACUUGCAAUCGUUUGCCCCAGUAACCCACUGUGCUGUCGACAAAUUCCUUGAGUUGCUGGCAUAUGAACUGAGCUCCUGCUACCGUUGAAGAUGCAAUCGGCAAACCGUGUGAAUGACAGCAAGAUCAUCACUUAAAUCUCCUCCUGCGUGUUUUCUCAAGCUGUCUGCUAAUAAAUCAUUAGUCCUGUAAACACACUUACUGUGUUUGCUUUUGCUCCUGUUCUUUAAUUAAUUCCACAUUUUGGAAUUGAUUAAUUGUCAUAAUUGGUAAACUGAACUAAAUAAACACUCACUUUUAUCAAUG